AUGUCAACCCCUUAUAUUAAUGCUGCAUUUCGUUCAUCAAAAGAUUUCCAAGUCUAUUUCUUCAUGAAAAACAAGUAUGUGCGGGUGCAGUACACUCCCGGAGCAACAGAUGACAAGAUUUUAACCAAACUGCGUCUCAUUAGCAGCGGUUUUCCAUCGCUUGCUGGAACGCCGUUUGCAGAUCCUGGAAUGGACUGUGCCUUCGACACUGAAGCCAGCGAAGCGUAUGUCUUCUCCAGCAACCACUGUGCCUACAUAGACUACGCUCCAGGAACAACAAAUGACAAGAUACUCUCAGGUCCUGCCACCAUUGCCGAAAUGUUUCCCGUCCUCAAAAACACCGUGUUCGAGAAUGGCAUAGACUCUGCCUUUAGGUCAACCAGAGGCAAAGAAGUGUACUUAUUCAAGGGCAAUAAGUAUGUUCGCAUAGCGUAUGAUACGAAGCAGCUUGUUGGCAGCAUUCGCAACAUCGUGGAUGGGUUUCCUGUGUUGAAAGGUACCAUCUUUGAAAGUGGAUUUGAUGCAAGUUUUGCUUCUCAUGUGGAGGGUGAAGCUUACCUUUUCAAAGGAGAGGAGUAUGUGCGCAUAAAAUUCACCCCAGGUGCAACUGAUGACACUAUUGUUGGUGGUGUCAGGCCUAUCCUUGAUGGCUGGCCCUGCCUUAGAGGCAUUGUGCCUGUCUCUUAA
Sphenostylis stenocarpa is the source of this 687-nucleotide messenger RNA. The record is from the annotation of a GenBank genome assembly. NCBI's taxonomy places the organism in Eukaryota, Viridiplantae, Streptophyta, Magnoliopsida, Fabales, Fabaceae.